Daphnia pulicaria is the source of this 2452-nucleotide messenger RNA. RefSeq names its product heparan-sulfate 6-O-sulfotransferase 1-B-like (gene Hs6st). The record is from RefSeq and is a predicted model, not a curated record. Gene Ontology annotation, cellular component: membrane. Gene Ontology annotation, molecular function: heparan sulfate 6-sulfotransferase activity. The transcript has 4 exons. NCBI's taxonomy places the organism in Eukaryota, Metazoa, Arthropoda, Branchiopoda, Diplostraca, Daphniidae. Bases 409 to 1656 code for a protein of 415 amino acids.
ACGUCGGGCAAGUAUUGUAAACACAUUAGUGAAAAGUAGUCUUGGAAAAAGAAAGGGAAAUCUAAUAAAGAGUCCUUUUUUAAUUGAGAAAAGUCAAAAACUUAUAACCUUAGACCCAUGAUUUGACGCGGGAUCGUGCAUGUUUUUAUCUCGGGUAUCGUACGGAAGUCAGUUUUGUGUAGUAAUAAGCGACUGUCCUAACCCCCCAGUCCCGAUACCCUUGUAACCGUUCAUUUUAACCAAGUUCAGGUUCGAUUACCUUGACUUUUUAUUUCGUUAACAUAAGUUUGAUACACAAUGCUGCCAACAACAGCUGCCAUGUCAUCCCUGAAUUUAAAAGAAUGUGUAGCUUAAUCAUUUUUUGCUAUGGAGAGAAGUGUUGCUGGCAACUUGGGGGUCUUUCGAUAGAUGCACUGUUCUGUUACUCUUGAGAACAUGAAGCGCUGGGUAAAGAUGAUUCGUUUCAUUGGUGGCCUUUGUCUUGUGACACUUCUGGGUAUAGCUUAUAUAAGCUAUCUCUGUCACAACUCCCUGUGUUUGGCUCCAGAGCGUUUCAGCCUCUCCACCAGAUACAGUGCCAGCGCUAGUAGUAGCAGCAGCAGCAGUAGCAGGUCUGAAGUCCCUUCAUCACCUACCUCCACAACUAAAUUAGUUGUGGGUCAUGCAUCUACAGUCAACAUUGAAUCAGUGGCAUUUGAAGAGGCUUAUGAGAUGGGCUUUGACAUCACUGAUAGAGAUGUUAUAGUGUUUCUGCAUAUUCAAAAAACGGGUGGUACAACGUUCGGUAGACAUCUUGUCAGAGAUCUGAAUUUAGAGAAUCCUUGUAAUUGCCCAAGAAAGCGAAAACGCUGUGAUUGCUUCCGUCCCAACACUAUCAAUGAGCAGUGGCUAUUCAGUCGGUAUUCUACGGGCUGGAAAUGUGGACUUCAUGCAGACUGGACUGAGCUGACAGAUUGCGUCGAAGGCGCCCUAGACGAGUACGAAGGAUUAGCCAAAAAGAGAAGAUAUUUCUUCAUCACUGUUCUUCGUGAUCCAAUUCAUCGGUAUCUGUCGGAAUUCCGUCACGUCCAGAGAGGUGCCACCUGGAAAAGUGCCCGACAUUGGUGUGGAGGACAGGAAUUUACAAGUCUACCACACUGCUACAAGGGAUCAAACUGGACGGGGGUCGAACUGGAUGAGUUUAUGAAUUGUUCUUACAAUUUGGCCCAUAACCGACAAACGCGGAUGUUGGCCGAUCUCACAUUGGCAGGCUGUUACACCGGUUACAAUACGACGGCAGACCAACUAGAACGUGAUCGAAUCUUGCUGCAAAGCGCUAAACAGAACCUAGCCAGCAUGGCUUACUUUGGCUUGACAGAACAACAGGCCGUGAGUCAAUACAUAUUCGAACGAACGUUUCAUCUGGACUUUGAAAACAAUUUUGACCAAGCAAAUGCAACUCUGUCAGCUCAGGCAAUAGCCGAACUAACACCUGCUCAGAUAGAACGGGUUCGCCAGCUCAACAGCCUUGACGAGGAGCUAUUAGAGUUUGCCCGGCAGCUAUUACAAGAAAGAUUUCAACUACUAAAGCGACGGGACCCUCAUUUUAGGCAGAAUUGGCUGCGCAUGGUUCACCCUCUUAAGUCUGAGAGAAUCGACGGAAACUCAUUAGUCUAACCAAACAAAAAAAAAUCAUAAACACAGGAAAUGUUGCCAUCCUGCUACUUUUUAAAAAACCAAUUUUUUCCCCCAAGAAAUUGUCACUGGUCCACGCCUGUUGCACUGAAUCAUUUCACUUUUUGAAUGCUUUUCUCCCACCGGGUCGAUUAUUUUUUUAACCACUUCAAUCACCGCCUAAUGAUUAACAAACAACGUUAAGUUCUAUUUUUUAACCAAGAUGGAAAAGCUCACCGAAUUUUUUUAAGGAAACGACCUGAUACCGUGACAUUGAAAUCAACCUUUGUAUCCUGUGCCGAUUUAAUAAUUUUUUUUUAUUGAGUUCCUGCCGUCCUACAUGGCUUCAAUGUUACGCAAGAGUUGUUUUUACCGUCACUCUUGGCUGUGUACUCUCUAUUCGAUUUUUAUACCGUUUCCAGCCACCGGAAAUGUUUUUUAUCUUGUGUAAAAGAUCACCCUCUCUUCCAUCCAUGAUGAAAUUUUAAUCUCUCGACCAUGUAGUCUCUCCACAUUGAAUCUUCUUGCAAUGAUCGUUAAUAAUCCCAAAUCUCAUGUCGAUCGUCUUCACAUUUCCCGCGAUGAUUUCUUAUCACACUAAAGUGCACCGUGUGUUGCGUAGCGCUUUAACUAGCACGUCCCUUUAUGAUGCCUAUUUCAUUGCAAGAUUACUUGUGCAAUCCUUGUUUGCACAGAACGAGAUGAAGAAAAAAAAACGCUUUCUAUUAUUAUGGUUAUAAAGAUAUUAACGCUGUCCCAUAGAAACUAAAGCAAAUAAACGCCUACAGUAUGAUCUGAA